CAUGCGCCGCGCUGUGCCCGGCAGGAGACGCUGGCAAACCUGGAGCGGCAGAUCUACGCCUUCGAAGGGAGCUACCUGGAGGACACGCAGAUGUACGGGAACAUCAUCCGCGGCUGGGACCGGUACCUCACCAACCAGAAGAACUCCAACAGCAAAAACGACCGGAGGAACCGCAAGUUCAAGGAGGCCGAGAGGCUCUUCAGCAAGUCCUCCGUCACCUCGGCAGCGGCGGUCAGUGCAUUAGCUGGAGUUCAGGACCAGCUCAUUGAGAAGCGGGAGCCCGGCAGUGGCACGGAGAGUGACACUUCUCCAGACUUCCACAAUCAGGAGAACGAGCCCAGCCAGGAGGAUGCUGAAGAGCUGGAUGGAUCUGUGCAGGGGGUGAAACCCCAGAAAGCUGCUUCCUCUACUUCUUCUGGGAGCCACCACAGCAGCCACAAAAAACGGAAGAACAAAAAUCGACACAGCCCGUCUGGCAUGUUUGAUUAUGACUUUGAGAUUGAUCUCAAGUUAAACAAAAAGCCAAGAGCCGACUACUAGGCUCAUCAGCGCUGAUGCUUCUGGGAUUUAGGUCUGCGUGAGUCCCCGCUGAGAAAACUGCCCGUGGAGUGGAUGAGCACGACGGCAGCUCUGGCCACGCGUCGGCCGCCGGGAGUGGCUCACCCUAAAGAACUCACCCGGGGAGAAAAAUCUCGGACCAUGUUCUUUGCAUCAUUUUUAACCCACCUGAGUUGCAGGAAGACUAAGGUGUAGGUGUAGUCGUAGUCGUAGUCCUGAAUUCCUGGCUAUCCUGGGCUUCCACCUCAGUUGGGAGCUCCUCAAAAUGGGCUGAUCUUGCUGCUGCCCCCCCCUGUCACCUGCGGACCCACGGAGCGGGGGCUCGUGUCCCACUGGAACUGGGGUGUGACCCAGUGUGUCCCAUCCGUGUUGUAAGACUUAGAUUACUUCUGUUGCUGAUAAUUAGCUUUGUAGGUUUGGGGUUCAGUUUGGGGUUUUUUUUUGUUGUUGUUGUUUUAAAAGCCAAAGUGUAUAGUUAACAAUUUGACUUCUGGUUUCUUUGUUUUAAUCCACGGAGAGUGGAAGGUUCUUCAUUUUGUGGAACAGCUCUUUUUUGAUUUUUUGCUCAAGCAGAGAAGAAGGUGAAUAACCCUUUUCUCUAAUUUUAAUUUUAAACACCAUACCCUAAAAUGUACGCAGUAUCUAAGGAUGCAGGGACGGCUGGAGCUCAAAGCCAUCUUGCUCUUUGCGAUCUUUGAGGUUGGGCAGAUUCUCUUUUUAAUACAAACUUCUGGCAUUUGUACAUAAACAAUAAAGUUACAUGUUUGUCUUCUCACGGUUUGUUCAGUCCAAAA
Molecule: messenger RNA, 1352 nt
Organism: Calidris pugnax (ruff)
Lineage: Eukaryota; Metazoa; Chordata; Aves; Charadriiformes; Scolopacidae
Gene: MEAF6
Product: MYST/Esa1-associated factor 6
Exons: 7
Coding region: 91-540 (149 amino acids)
Cellular component (GO): NuA4 histone acetyltransferase complex
Source: RefSeq, a predicted model, not a curated record